Molecule: messenger RNA, 445 nt
Organism: Cadophora gregata
Lineage: Eukaryota; Fungi; Ascomycota; Leotiomycetes; Helotiales; Ploettnerulaceae
Exons: 3
Coding region: 65-445 (126 amino acids)
Cellular component (GO): membrane
Molecular function (GO): transmembrane transporter activity
Source: RefSeq, a predicted model, not a curated record
AAAUUACUUCGCACACUCUCCGUACACGAAAUUCCAAGUGCCACUCCUGCCAAAAAAUCUCAACAUGACUCGAUUUGAUGGGAAAUAUGACAUGCCCGAGCCAGCCAGCGAAUUCGUUGAAAAUGUUAUGGAUCCAGAAAAACAACCAUUUACGGCCUAUGUCCCGGAGGACAACAUCAAUUUCCACCAUAAGUCGAAGGCAGAAAGACAAUUAGUUCUCAAAGCCGACUGUCUCAUCAUUCCAGUUGCUGCUCUUAUCUACUUCGUUGCUUAUCUUGAUCGUAACAGCAUCGGCAAUGCUCGACUCCUAAGACCGGAGAAAACUCUCCACUUGAGCCCAGAGCAGUACUACAACUGUCUAAUGAUGUUCUUCGUAGGAUAUGUCAUCUUCAUGCUUCCUGGAAUCAUCCUCCUCCGUUUCUUCGUCCCACAUCAACAACUCUAG